AUGAAGAUACCCUUUAUUGCCGCGAUAUUAUUGCUGUGUAAUGCUGAAUGGAAUAUUGAUAAUGCAUGUGAGGUUAUUAUAAGUUCAGAAGGGUCAGUUGAAGUUAGCGUUUCUUCUAAUCCAACAACAGGCUAUAGUUGAUAUAUAGACCAAAGUUCAUUAGGACCAUUAUAUACUGAUAAUUUAGAAGGAAACUAUACUCCAAAUUCCACAGACGUUGUUGGCUCUGGGGGCACUCAAACCUUUACUAUAUCCUGUACAAUUGAUUGCAAAUAUAUUAGCGCAGCUGAUGUGCAGUUUUACUUGAAGAGAUCUUGGGAACCAGAUGCUAAAGAAUAUAAAUGCAUAUAUUUUUAUAUCACUCAAUAA
Molecule: messenger RNA, 369 nt
Organism: Blepharisma stoltei
Lineage: Eukaryota; Ciliophora; Heterotrichea; Heterotrichida; Blepharismidae
Source: the annotation of a GenBank genome assembly